GUCUACUGCCCUUCUGCAUAUGAGGCUUCUCUUCCGCCAACUCAAGAGCUCUGCUGUUGCCACUGGUGGUGGAACUUUAUAUUGACGAGCUCUUUCAACCCUUCUCACGCAUCGCACAUCAGAAUCCUAUGAAGUCUGUAGUUUGUGGGGCUUCUUAUAGUCCUUGAGUGGCUGGAAACAAUGGCGGAAAAGCUUCUGAUUUUGUACGCUUCACAGACGGGGAAUGCGCAGGAUGUCGCUGAGCGCAUCGCCCGAGAGGCGUCUCGCCGUCGCUAUGCCCCUCUCGUGCUCUCCAUGGACUGCUGCGAUCCUACUCUGCUUGCGCACUCGACAACUGCAAUCUUCGUCGCGGCCACGACAGGCCAGGGGGAUCCCCCCGACAACAUGCGCGCCUUCUGGCGGUUCCUGCUGAGGAAGAGCCUGCCGCCGGCGUGCCUGCAGCACCUGAGAUAUGCAGUUUUCGGGUUAGGAGAUUCGGGUUACCAGAAGUACAAUAUUACAGCCAAAAAGCUGGACAGGAGGUUGCUGGAUCUGGGGGCUCAGCCGCUCGUGCCGCGGGGCCUGGGCGACGAUCAGCAUCCAUCCGGGUACGAGGCGGCUCUGGACCCGUGGCUGGCAAAUCUGUGGUCUGCGCUCCGUCACGUCGUCCCGCUGCCGCCCGGAGCUUCCGAACCAUCAGAAAGCGAUGCACUGGUGCUCGAUCCGCCCAAGUUCAAGGUCACCUACGUCUCUCGGCCAGCGCGCAAAGCUGGAGAGAGAAUACCCCCUGAGCCUUUGUCAGAAGCGCCUUCGAAUGAUGCAAAGGCAGGGUUAAGUUUAAAUUCGCAGAACCUGGGACAACCGCGGGUCGGCUUGCGAGAAAACGGGGAGAUCGAGAACUCUGAAAGAGAUGCGACGUCGAUUGCUGCUGUUGGAGAAGCAAUUGGAGGAGCAGUCAGGGUUCUGGGCCCAGAGAGGGACUAUCAGCCAUCUGCAAACGGACACUCAACAGAACGGGCAGCGGAUCGGAUUGGAAACGGAAACGCAACGGUCGCCACGGCGUCUGCGAGCGGAGACGAACUGGAAGAGAACCUGCAUGCGAUUGCAGUACUGGACGCUGCAACGAGCGCUAGUUCCGGUCAGGAAGUGAAAGCCGGUGGUGGAGCGGGUGCAAGACUGGGGUACUCCCAAGCGAACCCGUACUUAGCCACGAUGGUCGCCAACGUCAGACUGACGUCACCCGACAACGAGCAGGACGUCCGGCACAUCGAGCUGGACCUCGGAGCCUCCGGCAUGACCUAUGCUCCAGGUGACGUCAUCAACGUCAUGCCCGAGAACUCACCUGACGUCGUCCGGCGGUUCUGCGAGCGCUGCGGUCUUGAUGCGGAUGCGGAGGUUGUAAUUGAACUGCGGGAGUCAGGUGCUGUUCCGGACGCCGGACAAACGGAAUCGGACGGGAGGAGAAUCGGACGGAAUGGCCGACAGCUUGGAACGGACGGGCGGGAAGGGGAGUUGGACGGCCAGCAGAUGGGCUUGGAGGACCAGCGGCAUGGUUCCGGCGGCCAGCGGAAUGGUGCGGACGGCGAACGGAAUGGCGCGGACGGCCAGCGGAAUGGUCCGAGCAGUCAGCAGAAUGUUCAGCACACAAAUGGGGACGCUCAGCAAAGUGUAUCGGACAAUAGUUUGAAUUAUUCGUAUGCAAACAUAGGACCUAACCCGCACGCUGACCUCAAACCUAACCCAGUGGAGCUAGGAGUUGAUCGGGGUGGAGUCGAGGGCGUGGAGGAGGUACAAAAAGCGGCCGGGGCUGCGAAUGGUUUCGACCGGAAUGGUAUGGACCGGGAUGGAGGGAACGGCUUUGGACCUGUCCGAAUAGGGGCCCUGGUCCGAGCGGCCUUGGACGUGGCGUCGGCGUCGCCUAGACGAUACUUCUUCGAGGUGCUCGCGCAUUUCGCUACUGCGGAGCACGAGAUCGAACGGCUGCAGUACUUCGCGACCGCCGAGGGGCGGGACGACUUGUACCGGUACAACCAGCGGGAGCGCCGGACGGUGGUCGAGGUUAUGGACGACUUCCCGUCCGCGAACCUGCCGCUCGAAUGGAUCCUGCAAGUGGUUCCCCGCCUAAAGGCACGUGCCUUCUCCAUCUCUUCCUCCCUGCUAGCCCACCCCCGCCAAGCCCACGUCACCGUCGCAGUCGUCCGCUUCCAAACGCCCUACAAGCGGACACGUGUCGGCCUCUGCUCGCACUGGCUCGCCUCCCUCGAACCCCACCCCUCUCAACCAGUGCGACUGCCUGUGUGGGUCUCCAAGGGGUUCCUAAAACUGCCCCCGCCAAAUGUGCCAAUGGUUAUGGUGGGGCCUGGGACGGGCUGCGCCCCGUUCCGGUCGUUUCUGGAAGAAAGGACGGAACUGGAGCGGAACGGAACGCCGGGCGCCCCGUGCAUGUUCUUCUUCGGGUGCCGGAGGGAGAAGGGCGACUUUCUGUACAAGGACCAGUGGCUUUCGUACGCGCGCGGCGAGGGCGUCCUGAGCGAGGCGCGCGGCGGGGGACUCUCGGUGGCGUUCUCCCGGGACCAGAUGCUCAAAGUGUACGUCACGCACAAGAUUAAGGACCAAGGCCGCAAAGUCUGGCAGCUGCUCCAGGCUGGCGCGUCGAUCUUCGUAGCCGGCUCUGCUAACAAGAUGCCCGCCGACGUGGCCACUGCUCUCGAGAUCGUGGCGCAACGGGAAGGCCAGAUGACGCAGCAGAAAGCUGCCGCUUGGCUCAAGGAUCUCGAGAAGAACAGGCGGUACCACGUGGAAGCUUGGUCGUAAGAAGGACCAGCGAAUGUCGGACACUGUGUGGUACAGUGGCUCUAGAACAGCCAAGACUCAAGGACUUCGGUCGUUAUCAUGAGCCGAGCCGUCGUCUUUUGCCGUCGAGUUUGCGUCUUCCCUCGGGUGGCAUUUGACGGUCCUAUCCUUUUGUCCUCUUGCCACACUCCUUAGCGAACACCAUGAAAGAGGCGGCCGCCGGCACACAAGUUCGGUCGUCGUCAAGGGAAUUCGGCCAACUAUACGGCCUUAGAUUUCCGCACCCUG
This is a messenger RNA of Klebsormidium nitens, 3060 nucleotides long. NCBI's taxonomy places the organism in Eukaryota, Viridiplantae, Streptophyta, Klebsormidiophyceae, Klebsormidiales, Klebsormidiaceae. The record is from the annotation of a GenBank genome assembly.